AUGGCGCUGUCGUCAGCGAGCGGCACAGCGCAACCCACACCUCAAGCUCAUCACCCUGCAUCAUUACAUCACUACUUCCCCUACUUUAAGCCGUCAUCAUCCUUAGCCCAGAACCCCUACGCCCAUCACACCAGUACACAUCACAUGGGUAUGGGUCCGAGCCCUCUGGGAGGCCUAGGGCCGUUUGGUCUGACGCAUCACGGAUUAGAAGCGGUUGGAUUUCCGCAAGGUGUAAACCCACGCAAACAACGCCGAGAACGGACCACGUUCACACGGGCUCAGUUGGACGUGCUCGAGGCACUCUUCGGGAAAACUAGAUAUCCGGACAUCUUCAUGAGGGAAGAGGUUGCGCUGAAGAUUAACUUGCCUGAAUCUAGAGUACAGGUCUGGUUCAAAAACCGGCGGGCAAAAUGUCGCCAACAGCUGCAGCAGCAAACGAACGCCCAGAUCAGUAGCAAAUCUUCAACUUCCAAGAGCGUAACAUCAAGUUCAUCUAUAAAGUCAUCCAGUAGCUCAGCGAAGAUAAAUUCGUCUAAAUCUUUGACGAAUUCGUCCAAUUCUCUCACAACGACUCAGAAUACUUCCAGUAUCACCACAUCUUCUCCUAAUCUUCCGACCCCCACUACUUCAGUGAGUCCUCCAAUAAAUGUAAUUUGUAAAAAAGAAUCCGGCCCUACGAACUACGACACAUCUCCCUUAAAUAAGAAUCUGUCAGUCAACCAUCACUACAACUCUAAUGACGCUUUGAGAAUCAACAAAGAUUCAUCUUCAUCUGACGCUAUAUCAAACGUCCAUAGCUAUGGGCUGACGCCAAAACAGGAGUUAUAUAACAGUCCUAAACGGCUCGACUAUUCCAACAAAGUCGAUUAUUCGGACAAGUCUUUCGGACAUAAUCUUGUAAAAGAACAGUACAGCUCCCGUUUGACAGGGAACUUGACUCCCCUUGGGUCAAGUUCGUCUGUUAUGACAACGCCCUCACCUCCCAUUACUCCUCAGAAUGGUCCGGCAAAUUUGUACCACCCGGAUAGCUACAACAGCAUCCACUGGCCAGGAAGCUCGGACUACAUCAGGAGUUACUCCAGCUCACACCAUCACCAAGGUUACGGGCAGAGCGCGUACAACCCGCCAUACUAUCCAGGACAGGUGGAAUACUUUAACGGUUCGGGAGUUAAUCAGACUCAUGGUAGUCACCACACCCACAACCUUUCAAACAGCAACCAACUUUACAAUCAAGUUUCUUUUAGCAGCCCUUCUCCCCCCAGCGCUUGGUCCACUCACCACAACAUCCUCUCAUCAGGGCCGGAGUCUCCCGAAAACCAGCCCCAAAACUCCCCCCACUUGAGUAUGCUUCAAGCGUCCCAAAUUACAAACUUCUCCAACACAGGAAACAAUUACUUCGCGCCUGAAAAAUAUGGCAUAAAUAUGGUGUAG
Molecule: messenger RNA, 1431 nt
Organism: Melitaea cinxia (Glanville fritillary)
Lineage: Eukaryota; Metazoa; Arthropoda; Insecta; Lepidoptera; Nymphalidae
Gene: oc
Product: homeobox protein OTX1
Exons: 4
Coding region: 1-1431 (476 amino acids)
Biological process (GO): regulation of transcription by RNA polymerase II
Cellular component (GO): nucleus
Molecular function (GO): DNA-binding transcription factor activity, RNA polymerase II-specific; RNA polymerase II cis-regulatory region sequence-specific DNA binding
Source: RefSeq, a predicted model, not a curated record